AUGUCCGAUAAGAAGGAUUUAUGUUUGCUCGCAUUACCCAUCGAAGUUAUCUUUCAUAUUCUUGACGAACUCGACGAGUUUACAAUCAUAUUUUACGUUCGAGAUGUUUGCACACAACUCAAAACAAUUACCGACACCUACUAUGAAUAUCAGUCAUUUACAGAAUUGGCUAUUGAAGAUAGAAAUUUAGAUGAAGAAAAGAUGCAAUUUUUGGCUCAGUCAUUAAAAGAUAAUACAUUAGUGAAAACAUUAAUUCUUGCAUGGAACCGAUUUUAUGGAGUGGGUAUACAAUAUCUCACUGAUGCAAUAAAAAUAAAUCGAACACUUACUACGCUAGAUUUUCGAUCAAAUGCCAUAGGUGACCAUGAGGCGCAAAGUAUAGGAAAUAUAUUACUAGUGAAUACUACAUUGAUGACAUUGCAUCUUCAUACCAAUGAAAUGUCCAAUCGAGGUAUACACUAUCUCGCAAAUGCAUUAGAACAUAAUACUACACUCACAACACUCUCUUUAUAUAAUAAUAAAAUCAAUAUUCAAAGUUCAACUUACCUAGCCAAUGUAUUACAAAAUAAUACCACAAUCACUAUGUUGUAUCUGUGUAAUAACAAACUUGGUGCUCAAGAGACAAAACAUUUAGCUGAUGGAUUAAAAACCAAUAGAACAGUCCAAGAACUGCAUAUAGUAGACAAUGAAAUCAAUAAUCUUGGAACAAAAUAUCUUGCUGAUGCAUUAGAAAAUAAUUCGACAUUGACAAUAUUAGAUCUUGAAAAUAACAGUAUCAGAGAUGAAGGAAUACAAUACUUGGCUAAAAUAUUUAAAAAUAAUACUACGCUUACAACUCUGGAUCUUGGCAAUAAUACGAUUGGUUUCAAUGGAAUAAAAUAUUUAACUGACUCACUACAAGAGGAUACAGCACUAUCAAUAUUAAAUCUAUACAAUAAUUAUAUUGGUUCGACAGGAGCACGCUACUUGGCUAAAAUACUACGAAUCAAUAAAGUAAAACUCACCGUAUUACAUCUUGGUUCAAAUCGCAUUGGCAUUGAAGGAAUAAGUGAUUUAGCUAUUGCAAUAGGAAACAAUACCACACUUACAAGUUUAAAUCUUGAGAGAAAUCAACAUCUGAGCGAAGGAGCCAAAUAUCUAGCUGAUGCUUUAAAAACUAACACAACACUUGUAACAUUACAUCUGGGAGAAAACAACAUCGGUGAUGCAGGAAUAGAAUGUUUGGCUCAGGCAUUAAAAAUAAAUAAUACGCUUACGACGCUUACUCUUGAUCACAAUAGAAUUCAAUUUCAAGGAGCUUUCGAUUUUGCGAAUGCUUUACAAAAUAAUAAAACACUCAAGUCAUUAGAUCUUGACUAUAAAGAAAUGGUUGCUGAAGAAGCACAAUAUUUUGCUAGGACAUCUCGGAAGAUAAAAGUAUGA
This is a messenger RNA of Rotaria socialis, 1422 nucleotides long. NCBI's taxonomy places the organism in Eukaryota, Metazoa, Rotifera, Eurotatoria, Philodinida, Philodinidae. The record is from the annotation of a GenBank genome assembly.